AUGGCGUCCCCGGCGCUGGCGGCGGCGCUGGCGGCGGCGGCGGCGGCGGCGGGCCCCAACGCGAGCGGCGCCGGCGAGGGGGGCAGCGGCGGGGACGCCAACGCCUCGGGCGCCGCUCCGGGGGCCGCCUGGGGGCCGCCCCCGGGCCAGUACUCGGCGGGCGCCGUGGCGGGGCUGGCUGCUGUGGUGGGCUUCCUCAUCGUCUUCACCGUGGUGGGCAACGUGCUGGUGGUGAUCGCCGUGCUGACCAGUCGGGCGCUGCGUGCGCCACAGAACCUCUUCCUGGUGUCGCUGGCCUCGGCCGACAUCCUGGUGGCCACGCUGGUCAUGCCUUUCUCACUGGCCAACGAGCUCAUGGCCUACUGGUACUUCGGGCAAGUGUGGUGCGGCGUGUACCUGGCACUGGACGUGCUCUUCUGCACCUCGUCCAUCGUGCACCUGUGCGCCAUCAGCCUGGACCGCUACUGGUCGGUGACGCAGGCCGUCGAGUACAACCUGAAGCGCACACCGCGCCGCGUCAAGGCGACCAUCGUGGCCGUGUGGCUCAUCUCGGCCGUCAUCUCCUUCCCACCGCUCGUCUCGCUCUACCGCCAGCCCGACAGUGCCGCCUACCCGCAGUGCGGCCUCAACGACGAGACAUGGUACAUCCUGUCGUCCUGCAUCGGCUCCUUCUUCGCGCCCUGCCUCAUCAUGGGCCUGGUCUACGCGCGCAUCUACCGCGUGGCCAAGCUGCGCACGCGCACGCUCAGCGAGAAGCGCGCGCCCACGGGCCCCGACGGGGCGUCCCCAACCACUGAGAAUGGGCUGGGUGCUGCGGCGGGCGCGGGCGAGAACGGGCACUGCGCGCCCCCGCGCCGCCCGUGCGCGGACGUGGAUCCGGAGGACAGCAGCGCGGCGGCGGAGCGGCGGCGGCGCCGGGGUGCGCUGCGGCGGGGCGGGCGGCGGCGCGCUGCCGGGGAAGGGGGCGCGGGCGGCGCCGACGUGGCGGCGCCGGGGCCAGGGGCGAGCGAUUCGGGCGCGCUGGCUGCCGCUAGGUCCCCGGGUCCCGGCGGGCGCCUCUCGCGCGCCAGCUCUCGCUCCGUCGAGUUCUUUUUGUCGCGCCGCCGCCGGGCGCGCAGCAGCGUGUGCCGCCGCAAGGUGGCCCAGGCGCGCGAGAAACGCUUCACCUUCGUGCUGGCGGUGGUCAUGGGCGUGUUCGUGCUCUGCUGGUUCCCCUUCUUCUUCAGCUACAGCCUGUACGGCAUAUGCCGCGAGGCCUGCCAGGUGCCCGACCCGCUCUUCAAGUUCUUUUUCUGGAUCGGCUACUGCAACAGCUCACUCAACCCGGUCAUCUACACCGUCUUUAACCAGGACUUCCGCCGUUCCUUUAAGCACAUCCUCUUCCGACGGAGGAGAAGGGGCUUCAGGCAGUGAGCCCCGCGCCCGGCCCCGAGCAGACCCUGGACAGCUCCAGGCGGUGCCUUGGGAAGGCAUACCCCCACGCCACCCCAAACCCGCCAGGAGAAAGCGGGGGCAGCAGCUUCCUCCCGACCCAGGGAUGGAUUGACCUCUGGGACAUAGGGGAGGGUACCACAGGGCAGGAGUGUGGGCUAAGGGACGGCAGGGACCCCGGGGAGGGGGGGAGGAGAGAGGGGCAACCCCUCUGCCUUUCCAUCUCAGCAAAGGGCUGCUUUUGGGCCUUCGACCCGGAUCUGGCCCUGGGGGCCCUGCAGAGGUGCGGCUGUGAGGUCAGAGUCUCAGACAGCAGAAGUGAAUGCAACCUCCCUAAGGGGCAAGAAAGGAGCCCGCCCCCCCCAACACACACCGCUACCCAGAUCCACCUCUGAGCAAGGGCUGACUUCCCCAGGACCGUGGGGGCGGCUGUCUUGGGGGAGGAAAGAGGCAGUGACAAUCUUUGGUUAUUGAAAGUAUUUAAAUGUUUGCCAAAAACGACAGCCAAAACAACCAAACUAUUUUCUAAAUAAACCUUUGUAAUCUAA
Messenger RNA from Neogale vison (American mink), 1979 nucleotides. RefSeq names its product adrenoceptor alpha 2C (gene ADRA2C). The record is from RefSeq and is a predicted model, not a curated record. Gene Ontology annotation, cellular component: membrane. Gene Ontology annotation, biological process: regulation of vasoconstriction; regulation of smooth muscle contraction; adenylate cyclase-activating adrenergic receptor signaling pathway. Lineage: Eukaryota; Metazoa; Chordata; Mammalia; Carnivora; Mustelidae. Bases 1 to 1413 code for a protein of 470 amino acids. Gene Ontology annotation, molecular function: alpha2-adrenergic receptor activity. The transcript has a single exon.